CAAAGAACUCCUUGGUAAUUGGUAUAUAUAAAUGUAGCAAAGCUUAGUUAGAUCCACACAUAAACAUAAAAAAUAAAAAAAAAAAUCAUCACAAAUGGACCAUGAACAGGGUUUCGAUGGAGCUUCUUCCCGCCGCGAAAGCGUCUUCAUGAGAAGACUUGGGAGGAGGAGGAGGAUAACAGGAUACCACCGUCUCCAUAGCUCCCCCAUGGCGAUGGCGAGACGGCCAAAGUUGAAGGUCGCGAGGCUGGGCGGCAUUGGUGGAGGUGGGAGAGGAGGAGGCCCUGCUCGCAAGAAAUGGUGGCGCAGCAAUAUGAACAUGUUGUCAGCUUUCCACAAGGCUUAUGUUCGAGUGAUGCUGAAACUGGCGGCUCAGUUUAGGAAGGAAUGUCGGGUUUUCGGAGGGAAGAAGAUAGCUGGAAGAAACCAGAUUUGGGAGCUUCCAGGUGGGGACAGAAUCGACGACAGAGUACUUGUUGAAUUUUGUAAGAGACUCAUGAUGAUGGCUUCUUCUGGUGAUCAUGAUGCAUCACAGAUUAUUAUGUAAUUAGUUAAUUAAUUAAGAGUGAUUAAAUUAAGCUACGUAGUGGCUCCUCUGUUUUUCCUACUCUGUUUUGGUUAUAGAUUCAGGGUAUUAUCGAACUGUAAAUUGGCCACAUACAGAUGUUGUUGCCAAGACUGAAGAUAUGAAAACCGAGAACUGAUUAUGUUACAUCUUUCAUUUGAUUCAACAUUUCCUAUAAGACUCAAAAAGUAGCAGAAUCCCAAUUGAUCUAUACGCUCACAUUGGUCACGGGACCUCUAAACCACUUGUUGGCACUGAAAACCCAUCACAAACAACCAGCAGAAACGAGAAAAGAAUGGAGAUAGUCACAACCCAGAUCACAGCAAUCCAACCAAUCACAACGCCAUAUCGUCCCAAAUGGAAUGGCCCACCAACAAACGUUUCGCGACAGUUGCAACAUUUGGGAUGAGUAUGGUCAAAAGCACAACACCUACAAGGUUCCAAGCAGCAGCCAACUGGUUGAAGAAGGACAACAUGGAGAUGGGGAGACUGUUUAUGACCGCAUGGAGGAAGAGAAUGCCACCAUGCUUGCAAAGCAAUGACUACAUAUUUUGAUGCUUUGUAUCCACCGCCAUUUUAACCACCAGUGCUCAGCAGAAUGAUCACUUGAAUCAUCUGUGCAAGCGAAAAAUCGACACUAGUCGUGACAGCCCACUUCAACAAAUCAACCGUGGACGAAAGU
This is a messenger RNA of Linum trigynum, 1247 nucleotides long. The record is from the annotation of a GenBank genome assembly. Lineage: Eukaryota; Viridiplantae; Streptophyta; Magnoliopsida; Malpighiales; Linaceae.